GUGAAGAUUGCGGCAACUAAUCGCCUCAUCAUGGGAUGAUACGACCCUAGAUGAAUACCAUUGCUAUCACCAUGCUCGGGACGCACUCCCUGUACUUUGGUAAAAGUGACGACAUGGAAUUCUAACCGAGCCAGAUCUUUCGGACCGCACCGAGAUCUGGCAUGGAAGAUCGAGUCAUGUAGACCCCUACGGUGAAUAACUAUUAUGUAUUGAUAUGGAUAUGUUCCAAUUUCUCUUGUUGUAUGGUUAGCCUCAUUUCGAGUUGCAUGUAUGCAAUCUUCGGACAGAAUAUAUAUUGUCACAAUGUCCUUGUGUCUACCGACACAGAUUCAACGCACUCGAUCCUAGUAGCGGCUCUGUAAUUUUCUCCGGACACUUUACACGGAAUACAUCGAGCAUUUCGAAUUCCAUUCCGGACUGAAUAUCUACAGCCAAAAUGGUUCAGAAGCUACCAGUGCUGUUGGCAGUGCCCACGCUGGUUGCGGCGCUGAACAACUCCAUUGUAUCGAUACCAGACAGCCUCACCUAUUACAUCCCAGCGGACAAUUUCACGACUGAAAUCACUGGGGAGUGGGCGAACAGUACGACGACUACCAACUCCACCGUCAACUCGCUAUUCGAAUCAGCCAAGGAUGCGACUUUCAUCUCCUAUAGCGACGAGUUCCUGUCCAUCAUCGGCGAGGAUCCGUCUAUUACCAGCAUCCUGUGUCCAGGAGAAGAUGACAACUGUGCGUUUGAAGCAGGAGUUUACAUCCCGGAUGCCGACGAGGUCUGGUUCACGCCUAGCCCGUACGGGUGGCCGGACCUGGAGGAGGGUAUCUUCGCAUUCAGCCUCCAGAACAACUCGGCGAGGAAGCUGGACACGACCGAGCCCAUAUACGGCAACGGCGCCUACCUGUUCGACGACAAGGUAUGGUUCGCAUCCAGCCAGCCGAACGGCGGGAUACCGAGCAGCAUCUUCUCGGUAGACGUUGCGUCGCCCCACAACGUCGAACCCGUGCUCAACUCGUAUUUCGGCAUCCCGUUCCCUACCUUGGAUGAGCCGGUAUGGGUCACCCACGGAGACGACAGAUACAUGCUGUUCACCGGCGUGAGCUUCGAUCACUUCUUGACCGGCUACCCCACCGGCCCCAUGCCCAACGCCGUCUGGCGUUUCGACCCGCAGACGGGGACCCUCCAGCCUGUCAUUGACCGGAGCGCCAUCAACACCGCCAACGGUAUUCGUGUAUCCCCCGACCACAAGACGCUAUACGUCACCAACUCGGAAACGCUAUCCCAGUCCGGCGGCGGCGAGGGCAACAACGCCAGCACCGCGGUCCCCGGCAUUUACAAGUUCGAGCUUGACGACGAAGCCUAUCCCAUCAACGGAAGACUAUGGGGCCUGGCAAGGACGAACAUUGCGGACGGGCUCCAUGUGGACGACCAGGGCAGAGUUUGGACUGGCGAAGGAGGCGGCAUCGUCGUGAGGAACUCCAAGGGCAAGGUCCUCGGCGAGAUUAAUGCGCUGGCGCUGGCAAGCGCAGCGGUCGUUGGACCCAUCGCCAACUUUGCUUUGGCCGGUAACAAACUGGCAAUCGGAGCAUUCGAUCGAGUUGUGGUCAUCACGCUGAACGAGACUUUGAUUGGAAGCAGCAGUACCAUCGUCAAUUGAUAGAAUGUAGCUGGCGAGGACAUCUGGAGUUAUCGUCCAUUUUGAAUAGAAAUGAAGUCAUGAACCCACCAGUCCAAUAACCUCUUCUUUUGUGGUCGGGAGAAACUUGAAAUCAGAAUCGUGCACGAUAACUGUCACAACCAGAUUAUCAUGAAAUGUUGAUCUGGAAGGAAUGAUACGUGGUCAGUGGAUAUGCUAAACAAUGAAAAAUAGUUCUCCACAGUUUAUACGUUCCUAUAUCCAAUGAACUGCCGUCCGGGCCAAGGCUGCUGCGCUUGAUGUGCAGAAGCCAUGCAGUCGUCCGAUAUCCUUCCAGACGAAACAUAAAUUGACCACCCGUCCCAACAAUCUUUGUAGUAUGCACAUGAUUUGCAUCUGAGGUUUUUGUAUCGACCUGUG
Truncatella angustata is the source of this 2050-nucleotide messenger RNA. RefSeq lists its product as uncharacterized. NCBI's taxonomy places the organism in Eukaryota, Fungi, Ascomycota, Sordariomycetes, Amphisphaeriales, Sporocadaceae. The record is from RefSeq and is a predicted model, not a curated record. The transcript has a single exon. Bases 437 to 1651 code for a protein of 404 amino acids.